ACUCUUCUGCUUCAUUCCAUACAUACAUGUCAAAUUAAACAACUGUAAUGGAUCAUGAUCAUAUGCCCGGAAUGGCAACGCCGCCACCACCACCAUCCGCCGGCGGCGGCGGAAUGGAGCACCACUCGGCUAUGGGGAUGACACAUAUGACCUUUUUCUGGGGAAAGAACUCGGAAAUCCUCUUCUCGGGUUGGCCCGGAACACGCGCGGGUAUGUACGUUCUAGCCCUCCUAUUUGUUUUCAUCCUCGCCGUCAUUGUGGAGUGGCUGGCCCAUUGCCGAAAGACAAGGAACGCCGGCGACUUUUCCGGUGGUCUGAUGAGGACGGUGGUGCACGGAAUGAGGAUAGCUUUGGCUUAUAUUGUGAUGCUGGCAAUCAUGUCGUUCAACGGCGGUGUAUUCAUUGUUGCCGUCGCCGGACAUAUCUUCGGAUUCUUCCUCUUUGGUAGCAGACUUUGCUUCAACAAAUAUUCUUCUGACUCUCACAAGGAUUUCCCUCCU
Molecule: messenger RNA, 500 nt
Organism: Erythranthe guttata (spotted monkey flower)
Lineage: Eukaryota; Viridiplantae; Streptophyta; Magnoliopsida; Lamiales; Phrymaceae
Product: copper transporter 6
Biological process (GO): copper ion transmembrane transport
Cellular component (GO): plasma membrane
Molecular function (GO): copper ion transmembrane transporter activity
Source: RefSeq, a predicted model, not a curated record